This is a messenger RNA of Colletotrichum scovillei, 1587 nucleotides long. RefSeq lists its product as uncharacterized. The transcript has a single exon. NCBI's taxonomy places the organism in Eukaryota, Fungi, Ascomycota, Sordariomycetes, Glomerellales, Glomerellaceae. The record is from RefSeq and is a predicted model, not a curated record. Bases 1 to 1587 code for a protein of 528 amino acids.
AUGGCCAUCUUCAAAGGCUUCGUCGAGAGGCUCAAGUCUUUCAGUCCACAGGAAAGAAGAGCCAUAUUCUUCUAUAUCUGCGGCAUCAUGCUGUACAAAUUCGGCCUUGAAGCGUUCAACGGGUCCAUCACCGCACUCGCCACGAACCGUUACGACUACGAAAGCGACACUAGGGGCACGCCAUCCCGCACCUUUGAACGACUCGGUCUCCUCCAGGGACUGAACCAAGCCACACAGUGUGUCGGCUCCAUCCUGAUUGCACCUCUCAUCAAACACUACCCGACGAAGAAUGUUCUCUCGGCAGCCAUCCUCCUCUUUGGCCUGAUGACGGCAAUUCUGCUCAUCCUCGAUGCUGCGACGGGGGGCACUUUUGUUCCAGAAGCGUACCGAAAGAAGCACCCCAAAGAUGAAUGGUCUUACUACGGAGAUUACAACAACGAUGCCAUCAUACCCAUCUACACUGUCACGGGCAUCGCUUACGGCAUGGUUGAACUCAUCCGCCGGGUUAUCCCGCGAGACAUCGUCGGAGGGAACGUUCAGAAACUUCGUCAAAUGGACAGCCUGGUACACAUUUUUUACGAGGUCGCCGGUACAUCAGGGGCCUUCGUCACAGCGCUGGUUCUCAUUCCCAAUCUCGGCAAUAAUCGCUCCUUCGUCAUCACCCCAAUCUGCUUCUCUCUCGCGGCGAUCCUAUGGUUCUUUGUCGUGGACGGCAGCCACGACCGCAACGCCCUCGCGCGAGCUGAAGCCCGCAAAAGCAAUUACUUUAUCAAUAUUGGCAAGGGCUUUCUCCUCUUCUUUGAGUCAAUAUGGGUCGGCGCAAAGAUCCUGUUCACGUCGACGAGAUUCGUCUGGCUGGUCCCGGCAUACGGUGUGGCCCUUUAUGGACACCGAUAUCUCGAAAAUGGCAUCGCACCCCAAGUCGCUCGACGGUACCUGGGCAACUCGGCAUGGUCACAAAUUAUGGUCGGCGGCUCUAAUUUCGGUGAACUUCUGGGUGCGCUGUUCGUCUUCCUGUUCACGAACGUGAUCAAGACGCCCAUCCCGUGGCUUCGCUUAGAUGCCCUGAUGUUGCUCAUUGUUUGGUACAUCCCCUAUUGGUAUCCGCCUUCGGGGCAGGUCGGCCAAGCCUGGAUCGUCGCCGCCACAUUUUUGCCAGUUUCGUUCGGUUGGGCCGCGGGAGAUGUGUCUCUGGCCGCUUUUAUCCAGGCUUCUCUCGCCAGGCUAGAGGACAAGGAGAACAGGGUUUCACCCCUCGGGGCGGUUAUGGCGUUCUUGUAUUCCUUCUACAUUGUCACAUAUGCGAUUGCCGGUACCUUCCUCGGGAGAUACAUCGAUGGCGUGUACAACCGAACAGGAUCAGUGCGAGAGGCGCUGGUGAAUACUGCCGGAGUGCACUUCACGGUCAUCAUGGUCACGGUGUUUGCAUCGACGUUUAUUCCCAAGGGUUCUCGGUGUUUUAACCCCGAGAUGCUGGAUGACACGAAGCUGGAUGAGGACAUUGAAGAGUGUCUCCCGUCGCCAUCUGGCAAUGAUAUCAAAAGCGAUGAUGGGCUGAAAAAGGAGGCGCCCGUAGUCGUCUUUUAA